AUGGAGGCCAUCUUAGACUUCAACCAAGACCUCGACGUCGGUCUGAUUGACCAGGUAGUCACAGCAUUCUACACCUCAACGGGUGAAACACAACAAACAGCACAGCGUGUCCUCACACAGUUCCAAGAGAACCCCGACUCAUGGCAGCGUGUCCCCGCUAUUCUCGAGUCAUCGGCUAGUAUCAACACAAAGUACAUUGCGCUCCAAAUCCUCGAAAAGCUGGUCCAGGUGCGAUGGAAGACUUUGCCGUCAGAUCAGCAGACUGGUAUCCGAAACUUCAUUGUGGGCGCGACAGUUGAGAUAGCAUCUGAUGAGUCGCGGAUGAGAAGAGAAAAGGGUUAUUUGAACAAGCUCAACUUGGUUCUGGUCCAGAUCCUCAAACAGGCUUGGCCCAAGGACUGGCCCCAAUUCAUCCCCGAAAUCUGCCAGUCAUCUCAAUCCAACCUCUCCCUCUGCGAGAACAACAUGAUCAUCCUUCGUCUCCUUUCUGAAGAAGUUUUCGACUUCUCCGCCGAGCAGAUGACUCAAGCAAAGACAAAGGCGCUCAAGCAGACAAUGUGUGCAGAGUUUGGAGAAGUGUUCCAGUUGUGUAAUGAAGUGCUGGAUAAGGCCAACAAGCCAAGUUUGGUGGAGGCGACUCUGGAGACGUUGUUGAGAUUCUUGAACUGGAUCCCGCUAGGAUACAUUUUUGAGACGUCGAUCAUCGAUAUCUUGGUCGGAAGAUUCCUUGAAGUUCCCGACUUCCGCAAUGUCACUCUCAAGUGUCUUUCCGAAAUCGGCGCUCUCAACGUUGGCCCAGAGUACAACAGCAAAUUUGUUGCGCUGUUCCAGGUCGUCAUGACCAGCAUCAACCGAAUGGUCCCCCCUUCCACUGAUAUGGCCGGCGCGUAUGCCUCUUCUGACGAUGAGGACCAACAACUUAUCAAAAACCUCGCCAUUUUCCUCUCCAACUUCCUUCAUACCCACCUCCGCCUUAUUGAAACCCCCGAAAACACCGAGCUUCUCAUCAACGCCCACCUCUACCUCGUCAAGAUUUCCACUGUUGACGACCGGGAGGUGUUCAAGAUCUGCCUCGAGUACUGGGCCAAGCUUGUGACGGAGCUUUACGAGGAGAUCCAGUCAUUACCGCUCAACGACAUCAACCCGUUGAUGAACCUCAACCUGGGCGGCCUUGGAGGUGGCUUGAACGGUGCGCAGGGGAUGGGCUUGAACGGCAUGCCCCUCCGCAAGAACAUCUACUCCGACAUUCUCUCCAAUCUCCGUCUUGUGAUGAUUGAAAAGAUGGUCAAGCCCGAAGAAGUCUUGAUUGUUGAGAACGAGGAAGGUGAAAUUGUUCGAGAGUUUAUGAAGGAGAGCGACACCAUCGUUCUUUACAAGAGUAUGAGAGAGGUGCUGGUCUACUUGACCCAUUUGGAUGUUGUGGAUACCGAGACGAUAAUGACGGACAAGCUAUCCAAGCAGAUCGAUGGGUCCGAGUGGAGCUGGAACAACCUGAAUACGCUUUGUUGGGCUAUUGGUUCCAUCUCUGGCGCUAUGAACGAGGAGACUGAGAAACGAUUCUUGGUCACUGUCAUCAAGGAUCUCCUUGGCUUGACCGAGAUGAAGCGAGGAAAGGACAACAAGGCUGUCUGUGCUUCCGACAUCAUGUACAUUGUCGGACAGUACCCUCGAUUCCUCAAGGCGCACUGGAAGUUCUUGAAGACUGUCGUCAACAAGCUCUUCGAGUUCAUGCAUGAGACCCACGAGGGUGUCCAAGACAUGGCUUGUGACACUUUCAUCAAGAUCGCCCAAAAGUGUCGCCGUCACUUUGUCAUGCAGCAGGCUGGCGAGCAGGAGCCGUUCAUUGACGAGAUCCUCCGGACGCUUCACCGGAUCACCGUCGACCUCUCUCCCCUGCAAGUCCACACCUUCUACGAAGCUGUUGGCUACAUGAUCGCUUCCCAGCCCAACAAGCCUACGCAAGAGAGGCUUAUCGAAAAGCUCAUGGAGCUGCCCAAUAACGCUUGGGACAACCUCAUGCAGCAGGCCGCUAGUAAUGUCGACAUUCUUGGUAACCCUGAGAAUGUCAAGAUUAUGAGCAACAUCUUGAAGACAAACGUCUCGGCUUGCUCUUCGAUCGGGUCAUUCUUCCUUCCUCAGCUCGGUAGGAUCUGGCUCGAUAUGCUCGGGUUGUACAGGACUGUCAGUGGGAUCAUCAGUGAUGAUGUUGCCAACCAGGGUGAGGUUGCUACCAAGACACCCAAGGUCCGAGCCCUUCGAACUAUCAAGAAGGAAAUUCUCAAGCUCGUCGAGACUUACGUCAAGAAGGCCGAGGAUACUCAGGGCGUUUAUGACAACCUCAUCCCGGGGCUUUUCGACGCGGUAUUGGGUGACUACAACAGAAACGUGCCCGCCGCGAGAGACGCCGAGGUCUUGAACGUCACCGCUACAAUCGUUUCGAAGCUCGGCCCCAUCCUCUCUCCCCAGAUUGCCCCCAUCCUCGACGCCAUCUUUGAACCCACUCUCACUAUGAUCAACCAGGACUUUGCCGAGUACCCUGAGCACCGAGUUGGCUUCUUCAAGCUUCUGCGGGCUAUUAACUUGACAUGCUUCCAGGCGCUCUUGGAGAUUCCUCCGGCGCAGUUCAAGUUGAUCAUCGACUCUAUUGUCUGGGCCUUCAAGCACACCAUGCGAGACAUUGCCGACACUGGUCUCAAUAUCGCCUACGAGAUUGUCAACAACUUUGCCGCUUCUUCUCCCGACAUCUCCAACCAGUUCUACCAGCAAUACUUGCUGUCGUUGCUUGGUGAUGUGUUCUUUGUCCUCACCGACGCCGACCACAAGAGCGGGCUGAAGAUGCAGGGUAUGUUGUUGGCGCAGUUGAUUGCGUUGGUGGAGACUGGCCAGGUGCAGGCCCCAUUGUUCGACCCGGCUCAGGUGAACGACGCGGGAAUGACCAACGCGUUGUUCUUGAAGGGGUACAUCUCUGACUUGUUGACAAACGCCUUCCCUAAUGUGCAACCUUCUUCUCUUGCCACCUUUGUCAACCUCAUGUUUGAGAAUGCGUCCGACCACAACAAAUUCAAGCUCACCAUCCGAGACUUCCUCAUCUCUCUCAAGGAGUUCUCGGGCGAAGACAGUGGCGAGCUGUAUCUUGACGAGCGCGAGGCCGAGGCCGAGAAGCGGGAGAAGGAGCAGAGGGAGGCGGCGAGUAGGAUUCCGGGAAUGUUGAAGCCAGCGCAGAUCGAUGAUGAUGCCGAGUUAUAG
This is a messenger RNA of Cryptococcus wingfieldii CBS 7118, 3246 nucleotides long. Its product is annotated as exportin-1. The transcript is spliced from 14 exons. Gene Ontology annotation, biological process: protein export from nucleus; ribosomal large subunit export from nucleus; ribosomal small subunit export from nucleus. The record is from RefSeq and is a predicted model, not a curated record. Gene Ontology annotation, molecular function: nuclear export signal receptor activity; small GTPase binding. NCBI's taxonomy places the organism in Eukaryota, Fungi, Basidiomycota, Tremellomycetes, Tremellales, Cryptococcaceae. Bases 1 to 3246 code for a protein of 1081 amino acids. Gene Ontology annotation, cellular component: cytoplasm; nucleus.